UGAAGAUUGAUUCAGAGGUUACAAAAAAAAUCUAAAUGCGUGUGUGUAAAAGAGAAUUUGUUAAUAUUUUGUAAAAGAAAGAUAGCGUAUAUUUCAGAUUCCUGCUACUAAACUACAAAAGGUCGACCGUGGAGAAGCUAUUAUUUAAUAUAUUUCAUCCAAAGUUGAAAAGUUCUAUCUAAUAAAGAUCUGCGUCUAUCGCAAAUAUGGCCGUCCUGUAAUGAAUCGGCCAUCAGUGAUAUUAAAGUAAUUUUAUCAUGCAAAAUUUCAAAAUGGAGCUUCGCGUCGGUAAUAAAUACAGACUAGGUCGUAAAAUUGGCUCAGGAUCGUUCGGAGACAUUUAUUUAGGAACACACAUAGUAACAAGAAAAGAGGUAGCCAUAAAAUUAGAAUGUAAAAGGACAAGACAUCCACAGUUACACAUAGAGAGCAAAUUUUAUAAACUUAUGCAAGGGGGUGUUGGUAUCCCAGCAAUAAAAUGGUGUGGUUCCGAGGGAGACUACAAUGUUAUGGUCAUGGAACUAUUGGGCCCUUCUUUGGAAGAUCUCUUCAACUUCUGUUCGCGUCGCUUCUCCCUUAAGACUGUGCUCCUACUAGCAGACCAGCUCAUCACUCGCAUUGAGCACAUACAUUAUAAGAACUUCAUUCAUAGAGACAUUAAGCCAGACAACUUUUUAAUGGGCCUCGGCAAAAGAGGGAACUUAGUAUACAUUAUAGAUUUUGGACUAGCCAAGAAGUACAAAGAUGGACGCACCAACCAACAUAUCCCUUAUAGAGAAAACAAAAACUUGACAGGCACUGCAAGAUACGCAUCAAUCAACACUCAUCUAGGCAUUGAACAAUCCCGACGCGAUGACUUGGAGUCGCUGGGCUAUGUGCUCAUGUACUUCAACCGCGGCAGUCUGCCGUGGCAGGGCCUCAAGGCGGCCACCAAACGCCAGAAAUACGAGAGAAUAUCUGAGAAGAAACUGUCCACACCAUUUGACGAACUGUGCAAAAACCACCCGAUCGAGUUCCAGCUGUACCUGAAGUACUGCCGGCGCCUGCGCUUCGAGGACCGGCCCGACUACGGCCACCUGCGCCAGCUGUUCCGCAUGCUCCUCUACCGACAGGGUUUCACCUAUGACUACGUAUUCGACUGGAAUAUGCUCAAGUUUGGCCUUCCGCGAGGAUCAUUUCCACCUCUCGACCGCACGCUCAGACGCCCCGAUCAAAACCAAGAACAAGAAGAAACUAGCCUGUCUGUGGCAGCGGCGCCGGGCCCCACGGCGCAGCCCAGCACCACGGUGGCGGCCAUCUCCGAGUGGCGGUGAGGGAGCUCCGCGCGCCGCCCAGCGACGCGACUGCACGCCGCCCGCCCCAUGUUCGAGUGUUAAACUAACAAUCAAUUUUGUACGCAUUCGUGUUAAACGUUCAUAUAUUGUAAAUUAUUUUUAAGGGCUUCCGAGAUGGUCGAGCCGCUUGACGCCAAGCACGCAGUUUUGCCUCGCUUGAUUAAGCAGCUUGAUGCGCUCAUCGAGCAGCCUGAGCCAGCAAACGGCACUUUUCUUUCGAAGACUGUCCGAACAUCGCGUCUAGCAAAAAUAUAAAAUCGCAUCAAUCACCGUCAAGCAUGUGAAUGCUUGACUCAAGCAUCAAGCAAACAUUGUAAAUUCAUGCAAAAAUCUACGUGCUUGAAGUCAAGCCGCUCGACCGUCUCGGAUGCCUAUUAGGCGAAUCGUCGAGCGGACCGGGAGCCGUCUCCGAGGCGUCUCGCUAUGAUGCGACUCGUUUGAGCGUAGCGCAUCCGUUCUGCCGUCCUAUAUCUAAAAAGCUGUUAACUGCAAAGAAUAGUUUUUGAGUUGUCGCGAAAAAACAUGGGAACUUUCCUAUGACUACUGAUUAGAGCAACGACUGAGAUCUUUUCGGUCGUCCAUCAGUCAUCAACUCAUCAGUCAUUCGGUACUUUUCGGUACUUCGGUACUUCAGUCCAAUCAGUCAUGAUUGCUCUUCGUUCCUCACGAAUGUAUCGGUACUCAGUCUCAGUAGUCAGUUGUGAAUCGGACGAUGAGAUUCCAAGUCUCGAUUGCGCACGCUCGUUUCGUAUAGUUUCGUGUUUCAUUAUAGGUCGUCCGACGACGCGGGUUCAAAAUCGCUGCAUUAUUGUAAUAUUUUUCCCGAUUGUAUGCACUGUUAUGAUGUAAUUACCUAUCUUUUUAAUUGAACUUUUAUUUUUAAACGUGUUUAAUCAUUAUGUUAAGAUUUAUACAUACUAAAAACCUUAUGCAUCUCAUAUACACGUGUUGCCUAAAUGAAGUAGUAGGUAGUUUUCCUGUGCCAUCAUGUUGGCCUAAACAAUAAAGCAAUCGUGCUAACAUACCGGCAAUGAAGAAAUAUUGAAUGAUCUGUAGGUAAUCAAUAUUUCUUUCAAUAUUUUUUAGUUUCAUUCUUCGUUCUCGGUUCUUGGCGACUGGUUGAACCGGAUCGGUCAAAACGACCGAUUUCAGUCACCAGUACAUUUGCGCGACGCGACCUCAAUCAAAUGACCGAAUCGGUCAUGACACACCAACUGAUACAGGACUAGUGGAAGAGCAUUUAAUCAAAUUCAAACCAUCGCCAAAUUUUAAAAACAUGAAAAAUUGAUAAUGUCUCGUUUAGAGACCACCACUUCGGGAACUCGUGUACCAGUGGCGCUAAGUGCCCCGGAUCCACCGCCACCUCCAAAUUUGAGUAGAAUGGAUCUUCGUCUGGACUGGCAGAGGCCUGAAGUUCAGCCUCCUUUGCCUACAUAUCCCCCACCUCAAGACUACAUCCCUAAUCUACAAGUUCACUAACUAAGACUAAGAAUCAGUUUCUAAAAAAUAAUGCUCCGUAGGACCGAGGUUUUGAGUUCGUUUUUAAGUUUGGUCUUACGUAGCCUCUUAGAAACAUCAGUGUUCUUAAAUUCCCAUGUUUUUGGCGAUAACUAAGCUGAGAUCUGUAGUGCGGACUUUGACUUUGUUCAAACUUAAGGUUUAUAUUAUAAUCUAUUAUGUUUGUCUCGUUUUAAGUCUGAGUGAAGUCAAAGUAUGCUCUAUAUGAAAUAUAUCAGCCUUAAACUAUUAUUUACAGUAAACCGCUUUUUAGAUAUAGGACGGCUGCAUUGUACUUUAUGCUCAGUUAUAUUUAGAUGUUAAGUGAAAUGUGAAUAUAUGAACGGGUGAAGCGUGUGAGCGAUUUGACUGUCUGAUUGAGGAGUUGGUCGAGAUUGAAGGUAGAAUGCCAUGGUCUUUCUCGACCCUACUAUUGACAAAUGCAUUUAUUUGACACAAUCAGAGCUCUAUUUGAGUUAUACAAACUGUAUAAAAAAUAAUAGAUCUUGAGUAACCAAGCCAAUCGACAAUGCCUUGUUCUGGUACCAAUAAAUGCGUUAUGGCGUUUUAUCUACAUGGCAAUAUUAUAAUAAAUUGCUACUCUGUUUUGGGUUUAUUUUUUAUUUUGCAAUGGGGUUUCACGUGCAAUACGAUUUAUAAUCUUUCCAAACCGAUUGUCUUCCAUACAUCAGCCAUCAAUUAACAGUUGGUACAGUCACUAUCAAAUAAAUAUGAGUGAUAAGUUAUCCAAAAAUUAAACAUUUUAAUUUACCUACCAAGAUCAGAAAAAAAUGCCUUGAAAAAAUAUUAUCUGGUCUUGACUGUACUAUCGAAAUACGGGUGCCUAAAUCGUUAUAUAACCUGAGUUACGCGCGUGUUUUAGAUCAGUUCGAAUCGUCCAGCCACUGCCAUAGUUUUAAUUAGGUAAGAUAAAUCUGGAGUAAUAGCCAUUUCUGUUAGAAUAAUGACUAGAUUUUCAUACGAAAAUAGUUGAUUGUUUCAUUUUGGUGGAAGACAAUGUGAAAUUUUAAAUUCUUAACUGGCCGUAAUUUUGCGAUACGUUUGCAAAGGCCGAAACACAAAACAGCGUCCCAACGCGAAAAACUGCGGUGCAAUACGUCUUACUUCCAUGGUUCGAAUAACCAAACCAUUCAUUCAGAGAUCCUAAACACUAGGUACUGGACGUAUUUUUUGUUAUUGAGGAUUUGUCUUAUGUAUUGUAUCGCAAAAAGCGUGUCGUACUUCUAUUAUUAUUAAAUAACGAAGUAACAUCGGAACAAUGCGCGAUGCGUUGUGCGAGAUCAUAGAUUUUAAAGAUGCGGCGUCACAUAACAGUUUUAUGUUUUGGCCCUAAUAUAAACUAUCCAUGUAGUCUAAAGCCGGGUACUCAUGUGCGAAUGAUGAACGUAAGCGAACGCGUUGCAAAGCGAUUGACAGCGCAUAUAUACGUAUCGAUACAAAUGUGUACCUAUUAGUUUAUUCUGUUAUUGCGUUUGCUGAUGCCCGCGAUUUAAUCUGCGUGGAUAUUUUUUUCGGGAUAAAAGGUAACCGGAGUAGUCCGUCCCCAGGAUGUAAACUUUCUCCAUACGAAAUCUUCUCAAAUCGUUAAACAGAUGAGCCGUGGAAAACUAGCAGACAGACAGACAUUUAUACAGACUUUCGUAUUUAUAAUAUUAGUAUUGAUAGGUGUAUUUCAACGACUUCUAUAGACUAUUCUUCAAUUCGUCGAUCCCUCGAAGAUUAAAGACGACAGCGUUUGAUGAUUAUCCAACCAGUGAUGACGUAUGAUGCUGAAACCUGGACACUGACAGUUGGCAUUGUCUAUAAGUUAAGUCGCUUAGCAUGCUAUGGAGCAUGCUAGAACCCUGGUGACCGACAUAGCUCAACGAACUAGUAAGCUAAAGUGGCAGUAGGCAGGCCAUAUCUGUCGCAGAAUCGAUGGCCGCUAUGGCAGAUUUACCUAUCGAGAAAUUCCAAACAAGUCCAUUGCAUAAGUAGUUACUGCAGUAAGCAGGUGUGACAGACGGAUGGACGGGACUUAAUUAAUUUCACCAUAAAGGUUCUUUUUUACCAUUUUGGUACGGAACUAUAAAUAAAUAAACAGGUACAGCUCGCGUACUAUGAGUACCUGGCUUAAAUAACUUUGAUCUCGUGUGAAGUACCAAAAUCUUUCACCUCUGUAUCUUAUGUUAGCUAAUCGUGGUACGAAUUUUACGAAUUUAUAUUAUUAUUUACAAAAUAUUAAUUUAAUAGAUGGAAGUACAUGCAAACGCAAUAGAACAUUGAAGGAUAAAAUAUAAGGCAGUCUUACAAAAUAUUUAUAAUUUACAAAACAAUUAAAACAUAGUAACUAAAAAUUAUGUCAGAUAUUAUUAGUAGGCCUUGCAACUACAUAUUAUUUUUGUCAUGAUAUGUUGCAAGUAUUUUUAAUCCUUGAAUUACCUAUUUUUCUUAUAAAAAAAAACUAUAUUGGUAAUAAUUAUCAUAAUACUAUUUUUUAAAGUAUCUGCCUGAUGCCCAAGAAUUCGUUCGCGUAGAUUUAGAUUUUAAAAGUCCCGUGAGAAGUCUUUGAUUUUCCAUUGGUAUAGGCUACUUUCUAGCCUUUCUUUUAAAAGUAGCCUAUGUCACUCUUGGUUUUAAACUGCUGCGUUCGAUCCGUUUCUCCGUGAUUGAAGGACAAACAAACACACUUUGGCAUUUUUACUAUGGAUAGUGAUUCUUUCGCUAGUUCGCAUCGUAGAUUCUAAUAAGACAAAGUAAGUGACCGCUUUAAAUUCACGCUUAGUAAUUUAUAAUUUUUAUAUUGAAUAACUUAGCCUUUUUAAAUUCAUUAUCAAACGAAUAAAAACAUUCAAUAUUCUAUUUUAUGGUUUGUUCAAUAAGGCAGAAUUAUAUUAUCAAGUAUGAAUAAAACACUUCGAAUACCUACUUGAAGCAAAUACCGCUUGAUAGUAUUGCUAUGCCACUUCGCCUACCAAAUUAGAGUGAGAUAUCGGACACCACUGGUAUUCGAUCUCUCGCUCUCGCGGCAGUCGAAAUGGGAUAGCGACUAUUAAGUCUUUGCUUCAAGUGGGUAUUAGGAACGCUCCAACUACCUAUAAUUAUUCCAUUCAUGGGCAGAACGCAUGAUGCGUUCUCAAAAAGGAAGCCUUGUCAAAUAUUAUGACAGUUAAUUGCAUUUAAUGUAUGGCAAUAUAUUGUAUAAUAUGUUGAUAAUUAAUUAAAGUUACUUUCUCAUUAUAUUGGAUGUGUGGAAAUAUUUUAUUGGACUUCAUUGGACCAUCCAUCUCUAAUAUGACUGAGAAUUAGGUUCAAUUUUAUGUAAAUAUUAUAUUAUAUUUAAACUAGUAUUUUGUUGAAUUGAUAUCAUGGGAAUCUAUUUUCCCGCAGUUAGGAUAUUCCAUAAGGUUUUAGUUGUUAAAUAAAGUCCACGUUAUAUUUAGUUAUUUUUAUGAAACCUAGCACAUCGAAAAGGAUUAUACUUAGUUGUGAAUUUAUUGCUAACGAGAUGUGUUGCUCUUCUAUCGAGGUCGAAUAUGCCUAUCACUUUACCAACUUCCGUUUAAGUUAGUCAACAGUAUUUUUAGCAUUUUUGUUUUCUAGAUUGUGGUUAAUUCUGUUGUACUCAAUCUUUAACUAAACUAAAACUUAAUUUACUAUAACUUUGUAACUACAAUUUUGGUACAUGAAAAAUAAAAAUAAACAAAUAAAAUGAUAGAUCUAAAUAUAUUGAUUUCCCUUUCAUAAUGUUCCAUAUAGAAAAGUAUCUCUCUAAACUUUUCUAAACAGACGUUUAGAGAUUGUGUGCAACAGAAUUGAUACCAUUAUCCCUUUGCGUUUGAAUUUAAUUCAUUUAAUUGCAAUAGAAAUAUCAUCUUUGUACAACAUAAUAUUAUGCCCUUUUGAUAUUUGGGUGCCAAUUUUGUAGUAUUGGCAUAACUAUGUUAGUAUGACAGAUGUUUGGUAUUUUGGAAUGUUAGUAUGCUAUUAAUACCUACCCAAAUAUACUUUAAUGAUAUUGUUUUACUAAUACUUAUAGAUAUGUUUAUGUUAGCUGGUUAGGUAUAUAAACCCUGUGAGAGGAAUGUAUAAGGUGGGCGGGAGUUAGUCUCCCGGUUCAGCAGUGUAUCACAGGGAAAGCGGCGGACGAUGUAGCGGACAUGUGCGUGUAUCAGUGAAAAGGGACAUGGAGUGCAGUGCAGUGCAUUUCAAAGAACGAUACCCGACGAGACAAGUUUUUCUUCUCGAGUUGUCCGCUCCGAUCGACAAAGACUUAUCGGACUUAAUUUUGUAUAUAGUAAUUGUAACACUGAUGUCUAAGUAGUAAGGUUUAGGUAAGUCGGAUACACUGUUUUUUACAAUAUCCUAGAUAAUGGAAAUUAUUACGUAACUGUUGUAGUAUUAAAGCGAUAUAAUUUUUGGCUUUUGUCAUCUUAAUAAUAAUAUAUUGAUUGCCUCCAUUCUUUCCGUAGCUGAGCGUCGUCGUGUACAGCAUAAUACUGAUAAGUGAUAAGCUCCUAAAAUGGUCUUAGACAUCAGUGAUCCUGAGACUAGGAUGUCGGAUACGAAUAAUUAAUAUUUAUUAGGAUAUUACAAAAAUACCUAUUUUACAAUCGAUUUUCAAAACGAUAUACAUCGAUAAAAUAAUAUAACUUCCACAGAAAUAUCGUAUGAAAAAAUUGCUUAACGAGCCUGUAAUGUUAAUAAUAAUUAAGCCCCUUAUUACGAAAAACACUUGUGGAGAAUAAUUGCCGAUAAUGACGGCUUUAAAAUGUCGAAUUUUUGCAUCAACCUUUCCUUUCUUGUACAAACAGCUGAGAUAAACAUUCAUAUUUGUAAAUUGCUGGAGUUUCGUGAAUCGGCAUCGGUCAUUUUAUUACAAAAUAUUACUAUAAUUUAUUUAGAUAAAUCUCCAUAUUAAUAAAGCAUACCAUUUUUUUAUUUAAUAUAUCAAUAUCAACCAAUAAAAUAUUAUCGUGUAUCGAUACUUAUAUUCAUAUUAUGCGAUGUAUCAAUACCUAACACAUAAUUUCAGCAUCCCUGCCUAAUGCCAAGUUUCCACUAGCAAUAAAACAAGCAGAAGCUAGCUGCUCUAGCAAGUCACUUGCUCAGUAUAAAAAGUGCAGAAUUCCAGCAGUAAAACUUGCAGAAGUUAACUCUGGCAAGCUAUGUGCACUGUAAAUAUGUACUCGCAAGUCAACUUCUGCAAGUAAAAGCUGUGGGUAAUUACAUUGACAGAUGACUUCGCAAAUAUUGCUAGUGGACACUUAGGCUGAAAUCUAUAGAGCGCACUUUGACUUUGCUCAGACUUAGGUUUCAGUUAAAACGAGACAGAUUUAUGCCAGCGAUAUAACGCUGUCUCGUUUUAAUCGUAUCUUAAGUCUGAGCGAAAUAAAAGUGCGCUCUAUAGAUCUCAACCUUAGCAUAAUGACUAAUACGGAAGGAGGGAACGGAGCGAUAGACGUAGGAUAAGGGAAUUAGACAAUGGAAGCUUUUAAUGGAUUUAAUAAAUUCUAAAUUUAAGGUCAAGGGGAUGAGUAUGUUCCCUCCAAUUUGAGUAUAUUAUAC
Molecule: messenger RNA, 8399 nt
Organism: Maniola jurtina (meadow brown)
Lineage: Eukaryota; Metazoa; Arthropoda; Insecta; Lepidoptera; Nymphalidae
Gene: dco
Product: casein kinase I-like
Exons: 8
Coding region: 258-1313 (351 amino acids)
Biological process (GO): endocytosis; peptidyl-serine phosphorylation; signal transduction
Cellular component (GO): cytoplasm; nucleus
Molecular function (GO): protein serine/threonine kinase activity; ATP binding
Source: RefSeq, a predicted model, not a curated record